Molecule: messenger RNA, 690 nt
Organism: Parastagonospora nodorum SN15
Lineage: Eukaryota; Fungi; Ascomycota; Dothideomycetes; Pleosporales; Phaeosphaeriaceae
Exons: 3
Coding region: 1-690 (229 amino acids)
Source: RefSeq, a predicted model, not a curated record
AUGCCUCACAAACGAACAAAAAUACACGUCCCUCAAGCCACGCCCAGUGGUAACCAAAAGAUAUCCUUUCGUACCGACACGAGACUUCCCCCAGCGUUCGAAUCCGAGGCCGAAAGAGAUUCCAUAAAGUCGUGCGUCCGAUCUCUCUGGAGCAUCACUAAGAACUACGAUCCCAUAAUUGUUAUGGGACCAUGCGAAAACAAGAAGGUUAUGAUUGAUGUCUGUGAUGGACGUGUCGAGAAUAUAGUGUUCAUGCCGCGGCUCUACGAUCCCUCCAAGGAUUGCGAAACAGCUAUCAAGGACUUCAUAGCGAACAUAAUGUUUCUGAAGGACAUGGGCUGGAGGGCUCCGUCUAAAGAGCCGGAGAGGAGAUGGAGGAACAAUCCUCGGUAUCUGGAGAUUUUGGUUGCGGGCAGGUGCCACGAAAGGAAUCCACUUGAGGAGCAGAUUAAAGUUAACAUGAGAAAAGAUACACCAGAUCCAAGAGACUCUGCAGCUCGAACAGAGUACCAGGCAGCUAUAGCGCUACGAGGUUUUGUAGACAUCGACAAGGACAGUAUCGAGGUAGGUGAGUGGAAGUUCACUGCAGAAGAGGCACUUGAGUCUUUGCAUCAUGGGACCCUGCAUUCAGACAGUUCAGACAGACGUUUGCAUGUUGAUAAAUUUCCAAUACAAACAGACUUUGGGUGA